This is a messenger RNA of Thlaspi arvense, 3088 nucleotides long. Lineage: Eukaryota; Viridiplantae; Streptophyta; Magnoliopsida; Brassicales; Brassicaceae. The record is from the annotation of a GenBank genome assembly.
GUUGAAGUAAAGAUUUUUUUUUAAUCGAAUUAUUUUGACGCGUGUGCCUAUUGUUUUUCUGUUUAUUGUUGUCCCUCUAACCUUUUCAAUAGGCAAAAACAGAGGUCAAUGACCUUAGACAUCGUGAAAUUAACAUCUUUAGUCAGAUACUUUUGACUUUUUUGUGAAUUUUCUUCUCCUGAUUGUUAGGAGAAAGAGUUACAAAUCUAGGAUUCUUACGGAGGUAAAAUGUUGUUAAUAAAGAGAAGAAACCUAAGCAAUAGGUUUAGUUUAGACUUUUUACAACCUUAAUGCCAGUAAAUGCUGAAAGGCCACGAAAUUUGCAUAUCGUCCUUCUUCGUCUUCAAUUGUUAAAAGACAAUUUAAAAAAGAAAAAGAAAGUUGAAUGAUUCAGCUUUCGUCAUGCAUUGGGUUAAUCUGGCCGGCAAAUCUUUGAACUUGUUAUUAUAUAGACCCUCUUGUCUUGUUUAUGCUGUUGCCUGCAUUACACAUUUUGUCUCAACAAUCCAGAUUUGCCCCUCGUUUCCUUUUUGUGAAGGUCAAGCUUUCAAGGGCUAACGGGUGAUGCUUUGGUGAAGGGUUUUUUUUUCCUGUUCUAGAUUCCAUACCUAGAUUUUUAGUAACUUCCGGCUCAAGCAAAAAGGAAGUUCGAUAUGACGGAAAUAUCAGAGUCUCUCAAGGCUAUCACCACGGAGAGCAUUGAUCUGGAAAAUGUUCCCGUUGAAGAGGUUUUUCAACAUCUCAAAUGCACGAAACAAGGUUUGAGUUCCGAUGAAGUCCAGGAGAGACUUACCUUGUUUGGUUACAACAAGCUCGAGGAGAAAAAGGCAAUCCGAGAUGGGAAAUGGAACGAGAUAGAUGCAGCUGAGUUGGUUCCAGGAGAUAUAGUUAGUAUCAAACUUGGAGAUAUCAUCCCUGCUGAUGCUCGUCUUCUUGAAGGAGACCCUUUAAAGAUUGACCAGGCAAGUUCUGCUUCUGAUGAUGAUGCCAUUAUCUCUAGCAUUCUUAUAUCUCUCUUUCGACUAAUCUUGAUUUUCAAGAAAGGCAUCGACACAGAUAUGGCUGUGCUUAUGGCUGCAAGAGCUGCACGUUUAGAGAACCAAGAUGCUAUUGAUACUGCUAUUGUCUCCAUGUUGGCAGACCCUAAAGAGGCGCGUGCUGGAAUACAAGAACUCCAUUUUCUUCCGUUCAGUCCAGCAAAUAGAAGAACUGCGCUAACGUACCUUGAUGGAGAAGGCAAGAUGCACCGAGUGAGCAAAGGAGCUCCUGAAGAGAUUUUGGAUAUGGCACACAACAAGUUAGAAAUCAAGGAGAAGGUGCAUGCUACAAUCGACAAAUUCGCAGAACGUGGCCUAAGAUCCCUUGGGUUGGCAUAUCAGCAAGUACCAGAUGGUGAUGUUAAAGGUGAAGGUGGUCCAUGGGAAUUUGUAGCUCUUCUUCCUCUGUUUGAUCCUCCUCGUCAUGACAGUGCACAAACAAUAGAGCGAGCUCUUCAUCUUGGAGUCAGUGUUAAAAUGAUCACAGGUGACCAGCUUGCGAUUGCCAAAGAAACAGGAAGAAGGCUUGGAAUGGGAACAAACAUGUACCCUUCUUCGUCUCUGCUCUCUGAUAACCACACUGAAGCAGUUUCCAUCGACGAACUUAUCGAGAACGCAGAUGGUUUUGCAGGAGUCUUUCCUGAGCAUAAGUAUGAGAUUGUGAAGAGAUUACAAUCCCGAAAACAUAUAUGCGGUAUGACUGGUGAUGGAGUGAACGACGCACCUGCCUUGAAGAAAGCUGAUAUUGGAAUAGCUGUGGAUGAUGCCACUGAUGCUGCUCGUAGCGCUUCUGAUAUUGUCUUAACAGAACCUGGUCUUAGUGUUAUCAUCAGUGCUGUUUUGACUAGCCGUGCAAUUUUCCAGAGAAUGAAAAAUUACACGAUAUAUGCUGUUUCUAUCACUAUACGUAUUGUGAUGGGUUUCAUGCUUCUAUGUGUCUUCUGGGAGUUUGACUUCCCUCCAUUCAUGGUUCUUGUUAUUGCAAUCCUUAACGAUGGUACUAUAAUGACCAUAUCAAAGGACAGAGUCAAGCCUUCUCCAACUCCAGAUUGUUGGAAACUCAAGGAGAUUUUCGCUACUGGUGUUGUCCUUGGAGCUUACUUGGCGAUUAUGACCGUUGUGUUUUUCUGGGCAGCAUACGAAACCAACUUCUUCCCUAAAAUUUUCAAAGUGAGAAACUUCAACCAGCACCAUUUCGACAUGAAAGACAAGAAAGUGGCUGCACAUUUGAACGAACAGAUGGCUUCUGCUGUGUACCUUCAAGUCAGCACCAUCAGUCAAGCUCUGAUCUUCGUGACCCGUUCAAGGAGCUGGUCGUUUGUUGAACGGCCCGGUGCUCUUCUGGUGAUUGCUUUCCUCAUUGCUCAGCUGGUUGCAUCGACGAUAUCAGCAAUGGCAACUUGGCCUUUUGCUGGAAUCAGAAGCAUUGGAUGGGGUUGGACUGGAGUUAUCUGGAUAUUCAACAUCGUAACUUACAUGUUACUUGAUCCUAUCAAGUUCGCAGUCCGUUAUGCUCUAAGUGGCAAAUCCUGGAACCGAAUGAUCGAUCAAAGGAUUGCACUCACAGGCAAGAAGAAUUUUGGGAAAGAAGAACGAAUGGCUGCGUGGGCCACCGAGAAGCGUACACAGCACGGUUUAGAGACAGGUCAAAAGCCAAUGUAUGAGAGAAAUGGCGCAACCGAACUUAACAAUAUGGCUGAUGAAGCUAAAAGGCGCGCCGAACUUGCUAGAAUGAGAGAGCUUCAGACAUUGAAGGGGAAAGUCGAAUCAGCUGCAAAGCUGAAAGGCAUUGAUCUUGAGGAUGCUAACAAUAACAACUACACAAUCUGAGAGUCUUAAUCUCUGCCUAAUUCAUUCUUUUAUGUUUUAUCUUCUUCUUUUUUUUUAUUUUUUUCUAUAUGUAUUACUAUUCUUCUUGAUAUUGACAUUCAUUUUGAUAUCUUGGUGGAAGAUGUCGCUUGUUGUUAUAUUUCAUUUGAUGCUUGUAACUCUGUUACGUUUAUUUGAUGGAAAAUUCAGACUUGAUUGGUUGUGUUCGGGUAUUAAUAAAC